Messenger RNA from Neltuma alba, 1039 nucleotides. RefSeq lists its product as uncharacterized. The transcript has a single exon. The record is from RefSeq and is a predicted model, not a curated record. The coding region runs from base 1 to 906 and encodes 301 amino acids. Lineage: Eukaryota; Viridiplantae; Streptophyta; Magnoliopsida; Fabales; Fabaceae.
AUGGUGGGGCUUGCGAGAAAGAAGCGGGUCACUGACCCUCUCGACGACGAGGCUAAGGCCCGUCUUGUUGGAGCUGAUCUCCGGCGAUUGAGUUACGGGAGCAGCGGGAGCGAACAUUCCGGCGAUGGUGACGGGGACUCGCCGUGUCUUUCCGAGCUUGUGCUUGAUUUCCUGGAGGACAACGAGGAUGAGUGUAAGCCGGUGACGAAUGAAUUGGAUCCGGAUCGGGUCGAUCUCGAGGACGAUAGAUCGGAGCUGGUUGACGAUAUGAUACUCAGAUUGAGUGUCGCGAACAAUGUGGAUUCUCACCGGAAGCUUCUUCUGACGCAUGUUUCGGAGGCGAUAGAGAAAUUUGCGUUUCUUCGUGGAAACGUUUCGGUGUUCCUGCGAAAUGUGAUGGCGUUUCUGAGAGAGAAAGGGCACAAUGCCGCGAUUUGCAAGACCAGGUGGGAUUCCUCCAGUGGAGUCACCGCCGGUAACUAUGAGUUCAUCGACGUGAUCCAAUCCGAUGCGUCAUCGUGGCAGAGCAACAGGUACUUCGUUGACGUCGGAUUCGCCGCCCAGUUCGAGAUUGCUCGGCCGACGAGCAAGUACUCCGAGAUUCUUUCCUCUCUGCCAAGCAUCUUCGUCGGCAAGGCGGAGGAACUGAAGCGUAUCGUUCAGGCCAUGUGCAACGCCGCAAAGAGGUGCUUUCGGAGUAGAGGGUUCUCUGUGCCGCCGUGGAGGAAAAACCGGUACAUGCAGAACAAAUGGUUCGCGCCGUAUCGACGAACAACGAAUCCAGUUCAGGGAAACACAGUUCCUCCCGUUGUUCCGGCCGUUACUGGGGCCAAUUGCAGAUUAGUUGGAUUCGACGACGUGAGUUGUGAGGCCAGACACGGUGGCGUUUUUGUCCGGACGAGAUGAUAGAGUGGCAAGUUUUUGUAAAUAUUUUGGGUGCCCAGGGCAAAUCUGUGAAAUCGAUGCGCCCUUUUUUUGGUUGAGGACUUUAAUGUUAAUUGAAAUAAAAAAUUAAUAAUAGUUAGUGGAUAAUUCAUAA